CCACAGGCUGACGACCUGAACGACUGGGUUCAAUCUCAUCGAAUUGAAUCAGCGGUGCCCCCCGAUUGCCCCUCUAUACAGAGCACCACGGAGUGCCUGUUAUAUCUUGUUGAUGUCUCCGCAAUUAUGCGCGCUUGAACGAUCCUCCGCCGCCAAUUCACGACGAUGAUCCCGAAACCAACCACCGGUGCUGCGCUCCCCUCGCGAGGCGCUCUCCAUGUACUCCGACGGCUAGCAUUAGCCGGUUCAACGGUGGGGGCGAUUGGAAGUGCCUGUACGGUCGCUACUAUCAGCUACGAGGUCAAUCGCCGAGUUCAGUUAGCGGAAAACCUCGUCGAGAAUAAGCGCAGCCUUAAGACAACAUGUCCGAACUACGAUUCAACGGCGAGGGGGGCAAUGGUCGCCAAAAUGAUGGAAGCAGCCGAAGCCGGAGAGUUUGUAGGCAUGGAUUCGUUUCGGCAGAAAGGAGUCAGUGAAGUUAACCGGGACCAGUCGGAUAAGAGGACAUUGGGCGAGCUGAACAUGAGAAAUUCAUCUGAGUUGAAUGACCCUGAGAGCAAAGGAACCAGACGUCGAAGGGGAGAGGAAGCGUUGGCUUGGAUGCAAUCUUUACACGAGCCUUGGAAUACUCGACUUUACGGUCCCCGUCCUACCACUCGCAGGUCAAACAGCAACGUAGACGACGCGAGUUUCACCAACUUAUUGGCGGAGCUGCAAUCGAAGAAUGCAGCCCAGAAUCGACCUGAGCACGGUGCAGAAGAUAUCCCCGCUUCUCUACCUCUAUAUAACCUACGAUAUCACGACAACGCAGCCGACAACGCCAUUCUUGCCGAAAAACUGCUGCUACAAGGCAAGCCGGUUGAAGCGGCGCAACGAUUCUUACGUGCAUACCCGACAGCAUCUCCUAACUUGCCUGAGGAAGCAAAACAGCUCUGUGUUCGACUCUUCAAUGGAAAUCUUGAUGCAGAGAAUGUACAUCUGGCGCAUCGCCUCUUCCGCUGGAUGGAUCCUGCCCACGUGAUAUCUCAAGAGGCCUGGGAGUCCCUUAUUGCGGCUCUAGCGAAGAAAUGGAAUCUAGAAUCGAUAGCAACUCUUUAUACGGACCAUGCUGACCAGUUUGAACUCUCGAAACCACUCCGAUAUUCGGUCUUACGGUCACUUACAGAUUCUUUCCGAUUAGAGGAGGCUAGGACGAUGAUUUUCAGGUUUUUAAAGGACGAUUCCGAAUGUACCCUAUGUGCCGUCUAUCUUGGCAAAUUAUGGAAGAAAACGCGCAACGCUGAACUCGUGGAGGCGCAGUUUAAGGCGAUAUUUUCAUCAUUCGAAGAAAACAACAUGCAAGUGUCGAAAAUAUUGUUCAACGCUCUCCUGGAGGCGUAUGUUGAGUCCGGAAAAGACGAACAUGCCGAUGAGUUGGUUGAAAAUAUGAAAUCAAAAUACAACUUCUCUCUUCCGGCCAGAACUCUGGGGCUGUUGGCAUAUGGGCGUGCCUUAAAGAGCGACUGGGAUGGAGUGGAGAGUUAUUUUGAAGAAAUCCACAAACUUGACGGACACCCUGACGGAAAAUGGUUCGCGAAGAUUUUUGACCGAGUAUUUCUGGAAUAUUUUUUGGGAAAUUCUGCAUCCAACAUUCGGGACUUUGUCUUGCGUGCCAUUGAAAAGUACGACCUCGUCCCAGAUAAAGUUUUGUUUGAGCACAUUGUCCAAGCGUACAUCCAGAAAGGAAGUCCAAAAAUGGUCCUUGAACUUAUCGAUGUCGCAGAAAGUCGGUCCUGGCCAGUCAUGAUGAAACGGGACCGCUUCAUUGAUCUGCUUCGAAUUCAACGGCAAAAUUGUGGUAAAGCCAAUGUCGGACUGUGGCAGAUGUUCCGUAGGUUUGGACGCUUCUCCACCUCGCAACGCAUCCUCGGCUAUAACAAAGACUAUUUUCCUACUGGAAAAUCCUUCGAUUCUCUUGGAAAGACUGCGCCAACUGUGUGGUCGCGAAAACUCAACUCGAAACUUCCGUCGAGGGACUUUAAUCAUUUUCCUGCUCUAUAUCAACAAAUGAUUCAUUGUAUGCACGUUGGUUCGAUGGACAAAGCCAUUGAACUCUACAAUGAGGCAAAAAUGCUGGGUAAAGUCAUGGGCGAACUCGAUAUUGACCUAGCUUUGACCGCGACAAUUGUUCAUCACGGAUCCCUCGAGCAGGCGAAAUCCAUAUUAGCCGAGGAGAAAGAUUCCUUCCCCUGGAUCGACAAAUCUUCGAUGCCCCCUUUUUUCCAAAAGCUAUUGACCGCCGGUAGCACGUCGGAGGCUGAAGCAUUGACGAUGGCCAUUUUGAAUUUCUAUAGAAUUCUCGAACGCCAGAUCCUCCCAAUCAAGCAUCAUGUGACUGUCUCGACAUGUAGCAACUUGAUUCGACGUAGGAGGACCAAAAAUGCCCUGCGGCUUAUCCGAGCUGUUAACCGAUCCAAGUUUGGAGGGACAUCGCCGUUCGACUCGGUCGCGGUGCUGAUGAUUGCGAAAGCAUCUUCUAUUAUAGGGAACCUCGCGGGAAUUCGCUGGGCUAUUCUCACAGCGCUGAAACGUGAUUCGGCGCUGAGCAAAGACCUUGUGGCUGAGAUACAUCAGACUAUUGAACGCUUUAAAAGCCGCUCGCCAGUUGCUUCGCUUUCGGGCGACUACGGUCAAGAAGUUAAGUAUCUUGAAGACCUAGCGGAAAUUCUUAACCAAAAGGAGCUCUAUAUUGCCGCACGCAAUUCACGUCGAGCUCCUCCACCGCCGGGUCCAGAUCCUUAUACUCCAGAUCCUAACCAAUCCCAAAGCGCUGGUUUUGUCAUCCCAGAAAUUACUGACCCAAAUGGGCACCUCUUGUCGGACACGCUUGGAACCUGGUUAGAGAGAGUGCAACUAGAACAUGCACUCACAGCUAAUAACCUCACUUUUUCGAAAUAACGAUUAUAAUUAUCUCAUCUUUUUUUUGAUACUCCCGCCAGAUUUUGGAUGGAGGUACUGAUGCAUCUGACUCUAUGCGAGGUGAUGAGAAAUUUUCUUUUUUUUUUUUUUAAUUCAUAUGCUCUGUUGAAGGAUCAAGCAAACUAUGGGCUAUUAUUUACGCAAGUGCUUUGAAGAACCAAAAGAAGUUUUAUCUGUGGCUGCUUUUACAUCUUUUCACCUUAGACUUCUCCCCCUUUUGAGAUCGGCGGUGCCAGUGUGGAACGGGCAAAUCCUAGGAAAAGGACUUGGAGUUAUCUUAUCUUCAUCUCAUUGAUUUAUAUGCCCCAGGCUACACUACUGUACAGUAUGUAUAUAACCAUCUUCUGUUUAUG
This is a messenger RNA of Coccidioides posadasii C735 delta SOWgp, 3311 nucleotides long. RefSeq lists its product as uncharacterized. The record is from RefSeq and is a predicted model, not a curated record. Gene Ontology annotation, molecular function: mRNA binding; protein binding. NCBI's taxonomy places the organism in Eukaryota, Fungi, Ascomycota, Eurotiomycetes, Onygenales, Onygenaceae.